This is a messenger RNA of Saccoglossus kowalevskii, 2709 nucleotides long. RefSeq lists its product as uncharacterized. The record is from RefSeq and is a predicted model, not a curated record. Lineage: Eukaryota; Metazoa; Hemichordata; Enteropneusta; Harrimaniidae.
CACAGCCUUAUCGCACGGGUCGAACUCUAGUGUGGUUACCAACCAGCUGACCUCGGUCCUAUACAUAGUUACCGGGCUGUGCUACCAAUAUAUUCCGGGAGAGACGACUGAUUUUUGACUAGUUGACGGUAAAGUUUAUUGCCAUGUCGUCGUAUUACAGAAGUCCAAGUCCAACAACCAGUGACUUUCUGGAGCCGAAACACAGAGUGGAUAAAGAUGUGCGAUUGCAGGAGCGCAUCCAGGUCGCCGUAAAAGACUACCUAGAUAGACUACGGGAAAGAGAAAAUCCCAAAAUACCACACGCUUUCGACCGAGAACAGAAACCCAAAUAUCGAGUUAAAGACAAGAAAGUGCUGUUUAGUUUCGUCAAACCAUCUAGUGGGCAAUGCAUGAAGAAAGCCCGAGAAGCGGAUCGUAAGCAAAUGCAGCGUGAAAAAGCAUAUGCCCUAAAGGAGGUCGCCAGAGUAAUCAAUGCCCCUGAACAGAGGAGUGCCAAUCUCACUGUACCGGCUCCACCACCGAUGAAACCAACCUCUUUUGAUUCAAGAAAUGUAAAAUACCAAGUGGUGAAGAGGCCAGUGACUCCAGUGGAUCAACGAGAUCAUUGGAUCGCCUGGAGAACUAAGACACCCUCAACGCCAGGAAAAGUGAAACCACUCUACAACCCACCGUUGGCGAAAUACAACAAAACGAGGUACAAGCGAUCCCACACACCAUCGCCACCGCAGCCUCCAGCAAUCAGCGAGGAAGAACCGCCCAGGCCAAUGACAGCACCAGGAAUAAGAGUGUAUACUCCUCAAAACAGACCAAUAGCGCCCUCUCCACCCCCGAAAACACCUGUUGUCGAAUCACCAAUACCGCCAUCACCACCAGCAGAAGACAUUUACGAUCAAUCGACUGUUCCCGUGUGUGAUGAUGCAGCGAGUGUAGAUGUACCAUCUGUUCGAAACGUUGCAUGUAGUCCGAUGAGACCAGACACCACGAUGUCUGUCUCCAGUGAAGCUGCAAGGGAAAUGAUGCUUCAUCCACGUCUCAAACCCUGGGUAAACAGCGCCAAUGACUAUGAGAAACAAGUUGCUUAUAAUUUGUUCAAGUCCUUAAAUGGUGGAAAAUCGGCGUCCAUGGCGCGCUCAAUAAGUGCAAAUGGAUACCAAUCACCUGUACCAGCUUACGAGAGGAUGGUGAAAUCCGCAAGACCACAGAGAGGAGUUCCUACGUCAACUCAGUAUGGCUACGACCAAUCUGAGCUUCACCCACAUCGUGCUGGUAUGGAAGAUGAAGUAGUCCGAGAGUGGAUGCAAGAAAUUGAAAAGAAAAUCAACGAGCGUGCAAAGACUCCACAGCCCGAGUUUCAUGCUAGACCUUUAUAUCAGCUCCCAGUACAUCGUCAGCAACGUCCUUGUUCCCGACAGCGAUUGAAAAAGCCACCUGCGAAAGAAUACACCCACGAGAACAGCUUCUUUGCUAACGCGAGUCCAACUGGACGUGGCCACUUCAUAAUCGCUCCUGACUGGGUUUCCGAAGGUUUAACAAUAAGAAAAUUGAACGCACAGGCAUUGGCAAACAGAAAACGCCAUCCUCCACCUGGUUGCUAUGCUGCACGAGCCUAACACUGAUUGGAUAUAAGAUUAUGGAACGUUGCACCGACUGAAUAACUCUUGACCAAUUCGAAGAUAGCGAUUUGUCACGUGGAGGAUUAUAAACCAAUAUACGAUAACCUUAUGAAUGUAUUUACAUAUUGUUCGGACAAGUAUCCAGUAGAUCCACGUUCGAGUGUGCUUAAUUUUAAAUAAAGUUAAUCUUUUUGGUAAUUUAAAAUGCAAAAAAGUCCUUAACAAAAAUAGUCUUUUAAACACUAUGCAAUCACAUGUAAAACACUUUUCAUGAUUUUUCUGUGCAAGGUAGUUCAAGUUUUUAUUAAAUAUCAGCUUUAAAUAGUUUAGUGUUUUAAAAAUAACACGGUACAUGAAAUAGGUUUGAAAGACCGUUCAUGCAAUUUAUCACAUGCACAGUGGUUUUAGAGAUUUUUGCUUAGAAGUUAUUUACAUAAUGUCACAGUGUAUAUCAAUUGUAAUUGAAUCUAUAACUCUGUAACGUUAUAAUUGGUUUAUCGUAGACGGUUGCAGUUUUAAUAUGUAUUGUAAUUUGUUGACUGUUAAUUUGUUACACAUAUCUGAUUCUGUUUCAAGAACUGCGUACUAUAUAUUUAAUUAUAAAUAGAUUUUUCGUAAGCUCUAAAGUAAAACCGUCCAUUUAAUACAGACACAAUUUAGAAUCACUGCCGAUCACUUAUGAGUAUACUGGUUAUAUAGAGUCGCCCUCUAUUUAUAGACUAUUUAUAAUAUUACUAGUAUUCCCAUAAUUCCACGCAAUUAUAUCCGUCACAUGUAUACCGGUUGUCACUGGGCGUCAUUUAUAUUACAGUUGAAUUCUGUGUCAAUAUGGUUUGUUUUAAUUUCAUUUAGUGGCAAAACGAAAAUACACCAUUUAGAUAUUAUCUGGUCCUCGUAAUACUAGUAUGUGUACACUAAAGUAAAGUUUGACAAAUUAAAUAACCCAAAACCCAUCAAGAUUGUGCGAUAUGAGAGGGUGUCUGUCAAAUCUCGCGAGAUGUGUGGACGGAGGAACGCCGAAAGUAAUGUUUUGGUAUGAAUUCGAUUUUCAAGUCACGUGCAAUCUUAUUUCGAGCAAAUUGUACAUAAAUUGUUU